Molecule: messenger RNA, 1977 nt
Organism: Canis lupus familiaris (dog)
Lineage: Eukaryota; Metazoa; Chordata; Mammalia; Carnivora; Canidae
Gene: QNG1
Product: chromosome 1 C9orf64 homolog
Exons: 4
Coding region: 177-1202 (341 amino acids)
Source: RefSeq, a predicted model, not a curated record
CCCGCGGCCUAGGGAGGGAGCCCGGAAGCUGGUCGCGUUGUCGGGUUUCCGUGCGGCCCCGGCGGGGAGGGGGAUGUGCCGAGGGACCCGCGCCCUGGCCUCGCUCAGAGAGGGGAGCGAGGGCGGCCCUCCCACGCGGGGAAGCGCCGUCCACCGGUCCCAAGGGGAGUGGCGGGAUGGACGGGCCCCUCGGCCCCAGGGAGUCCGCGGAAUUCGUCGCGGGGAAGAGUCGGGAUGUGUCCAUUGACGGCGGAGGCGUGCGCAGUGUGGCCGAGCUGCUGCUUGCCAAGGCCUCGGGCCCCGAGCUGAGCCCGGGAGCCUGGAAGGCUCUUCACGAGCUGAAUCCGAGGGCGGCCGACGAGGCCGCGGUCAGCUGGGUGUUCGUGACGGACACGCUCAACUUCUCCUUCUGGUCGGAGCACGACGAGCACAAAUGUCUGGUGGGGUACAAGGGCAGGACGUACAGCGGGUACUGGUCCUUGUGCGCCGCGGUCAACAGAGCCCUGGACGAAGGGAUUCCUAUAACUAGUGCUUCCUACUAUGCCACCGCGACCCUGGACCAGGUGAAGCAUAUAUUCCGUUCUGACACGGACGUUCCCAUGCCUUUGAUAGAAGAGAGGCAUCGGAUUCUUAAUGAAACCGGGAAAAUUCUGCUUGAGAAGUUCCAAGGCUCUUUUCUUAACUGUGUCCGGAAAAGUGAAAAAAGUGCACAGAAGUUAAUGCACCUGGUAGUUGAAAGCUUUCCUUCCUACAGAGACGUGACUCAGUUUGAGGGGAAAAGAAUUUCUUUUUACAAACGGGCCCAAAUCCUCGUGGCAGAUACGUGGAGUGUGUUAGAGGGGAAAGGAGACGGCUGCUUUACAGACAUCUCCAGUAUCACCAUGUUUGCUGACUAUAGAUUACCUCAGGUUCUUGCUCACCUGGGAGCCCUGAAAUACUCCAAGGAACUACUAGAAAAGCUUCUUAGAGGAGAAAUGUUCUCGUAUGGGGAUAGGCAAGAAGUGGAAAUCAGAGGAUGCUCACUUUGGUGUGUUGAACUGAUCCGGGAUUGUCUUCUGGAGCUUAUUGAAGAAAAGGGUGAAAAAAACAGCAGAGAGAUCAAUUCCAUUCUUCUGGAUUAUUACCUGUGGGACUACGCCCGUGAUCACAGGGAAGACAUGAAGGGAAUUCCCUUUCAUCGCACACGCUGCAUAUAUUAUUGAUCCAAAGUGCAAACGGACUCAAAGAAAACUUGCCUUUUUGUGUCACAUAAUCAUUUGUACAGUUUUACCUUAAUAUUAAGAGAAAGUAGCAGAGGUUACAGCAACAAGAAGAUUGAUUACCCAGUCUCACUUAAAUUUUUCUGACCUAUUCACUCUGUAUUCCCAACUUUGUAUUUUUGUUGAGUUUUGAUCAUAUUUUCCCUGUCUAUGGGCACACAACAGGAAUAGUGAAGGAACUAUAAUGCUCUCUUUAAAUCUCACAUCUCUUAAAAUUAAUCAUGCCUUGGAACGCCUGGGUGGCUCAGUGGUUGAGCAUCUGCCUUUGGCUCAGGUCAGAUCCCGGAGUCCUGGAGUCCUGGGAUCAAGUCCUGCAUCAGGCUCCCUGCGGGGAAGCUGCUUCUCUUUCUGCCUAUGUCUCUGCCUCUCUGUGUGUGUGUCUCUCAUGAAUAAAUAAAUAAAAUCUUAAAAAAAAUUAAUCAUGCAUUAAAAUGUGAUUAGUCAUCAGUGAUUAUAUUUCACCCAUUCAAUUGUUUUUUUUUUUUCCUCAAAGUGUAGUAAUUUCUUAAUCAUUUGAUAUGGGGGGGAGGUUAGGGUCUUUGCUGUAUGAAUGCUGCUACUCCUGUACAAAUCAAUCUUGACAGCUUAUUUUAAAAUUUAUUGGUAUUGACAAUGAGUUUUGUACAUACUGAUUUUCAGUUUUGGAAAUCUCUAGUAUUUUUUUUUUUCAGUGUAACUAUAUCGAAAUUGAAUAAAGGUUUUGAAAUUUUUUCUUAAA